Chlorocebus sabaeus (green monkey) is the source of this 4131-nucleotide messenger RNA. It is a transcript of the gene USH1C, whose product is annotated as USH1 protein network component harmonin. Lineage: Eukaryota; Metazoa; Chordata; Mammalia; Primates; Cercopithecidae. The record is from RefSeq and is a predicted model, not a curated record. Gene Ontology annotation, biological process: auditory receptor cell morphogenesis; sensory perception of sound; inner ear receptor cell stereocilium organization. Gene Ontology annotation, cellular component: stereocilia ankle link complex; cilium; plasma membrane. Gene Ontology annotation, molecular function: protein binding.
UCUUCUUCCUCAAACGCAUGUGAUCAGGUACCACGUCAAGAGAAAUACCAGCUUGAAGCCCAGCUACUGCCAGCACAGGCCCAUAGGCACACUGGGGCCCAUUUGCUCCCAGGCUUCAGGGGGAGGCGACGAUUGAGCACCGGCAACUCCAGCCUCGCAGCGGCCCCGCCCCGCAGCGGCCCGGCCCCGCCCCUCCGCGCUCAGGCCGCGUCCCCAGCUCCGAGGGCGGCUGCCCGGGUCGCGGUCGCGGUUCCUUCCAGCUCCUGGCAGCCGGGCACCCGAAGGAACCGGUCGUUCAACGACACAGCUGGACCUGGCCCAACCAUGGACCGAAAAGUGGCCCGAGAAUUCCGGCAUAAGGUGGAUUUUCUGAUUGAAAAUGAUGCAGAGAAGGACUAUCUCUAUGAUGUGCUGCGAAUGUACCACCAGACCAUGGACGUGGCUGUGCUCGUGGGAGACCUGAAGCUGGUCAUCAAUGAACCCAGCCGCCUGCCUCUGUUUGAUGCCAUUCGGCCCCUGAUCCCACUGAAGCACCAGGUGGAAUAUGAUCAGCUGACCCCCCGGCGCUCCAGGAAGCUGAAGGAGGUGCGUCUGGACCGUCUGCACCCCGAAGGCCUUGGCUUGAGCGUGCGUGGUGGCCUGGAGUUUGGCUGUGGGCUCUUCAUCUCCCACCUCAUCAAAGGCGGUCAGGCAGACAGUGUCGGGCUCCAGGUAGGGGACGAGAUCGUCCGGAUCAAUGGAUAUUCCAUCUCCUCCUGUACCCAUGAGGAGGUCAUCAACCUCAUCCGAACCAAGAAAACUGUGUCCAUCAAAGUGAGACACAUUGGCCUGAUCCCCGUGAAGAGCUCUCCUGAUGAGCCCCUCAAGUGGCAGUAUGUGGAUCAGUUUGUGUCAGAAUCUGGGGGGGGGCGAGGCAGCCUGGGCUCCCCUGGAAAUCGGGAAAACAAGGAGAAGAAGGUCUUCAUCAGCCUGGUGGGCUCCCGGGGCCUUGGCUGCAGCAUUUCCAGCGGCCCCAUCCAGAAGCCUGGCAUCUUCAUCAGCCACGUGAAACCUGGCUCCCUGUCCGCUGAGGUGGGAUUGGAGACAGGGGACCAGAUUGUCGAAGUGAAUGGCAUUGACUUCUCUAACCUGGACCACAAGGAGGCUGUGAACGUGCUGAAGAGUAGCCGCAGCCUGACCAUCUCCAUCGUAGCUGGAGCUGGCCGGGAGCUGUUCAUGACAGACCGGGAGCGGCUGGCAGAGGCGCGGCAGCGUGAGCUGCAGCGGCAGGAGCUUCUCAUGCAGAAGCGGCUGGCGAUGGAGUCCAACAAGAUCCUCCAGGAGCAGCAGGAGAUGGAGCGGCAAAGGAGAAAAGAAAUUGCCCAGAAGGCAGCAGAGGAAAAUGAGAGAUACCGGAAGGAGAUGGAACAGAUUGUGGAGGAGGAAGAGAAGUUUAAGAAGCAAUGGGAAGAAGACUGGGGCUCAAAGGAACAGCUACUCUUGCCUAAAACCAUCACUGCUGAGGUGCACCCAGUACCCCUUCGCAAGCCAAAGUCUUUUGGGUGGUUUUAUCGUUACGAUGGCAAAUUCCCAACCAUCCGGAAGAAAGGAAAAGAUAAGAAGAAAGCCAAGUAUGACAGCCUGCAGGACUUGAGAAAGAAUAAGAAAGAACUGGAGUUUGAGCAAAAGCUUUACAAAGAGAAAGAGGAAAUGCUGGAGAAAGAAAAGCAGCUAAAGAUCAACCGGCUGGCCCAGGAGGUGUCUGAGACAGAGCGGGAAGACCUUGAAGAAUCGGAAAAGAUUCAAUAUUGGGUGGAGAGGCUCUGUCAAACGCGCCUCGAGCAGAUUUCCUCUGCUGAUAAUGAGAUUUCAGAGAUGACCACAGGGCCCCCACCUCCUCUGCCUUCUGUGUCUCCCCUGGCCCCACCCUUGAGACGCUUCGCAGGCGGACUGCACCUGCACACCACUGACCUGGACGACAUCCCUUUGGACAUGUUCUACUAUCCCCCCAAGACUCCCUCUGCCUUGCCUGUGAUGCCCCACCCUCCACCCUCCAACCCACCCCACAAGGUCCCGGCGCCUCCUGUCCUUCCCUCAUCUGGCCAUGUGAGCGCCUCAUCUUCCCCAUGGGUGCAGCGCACUCCACCCCCCAUUCCCAUCCCUCCCCCUCCAUCCAUUCCCACCCAAGACCUCACUCCCACCCGCCCACUGCCCUCGGCACUGGAAGAAGCACUGGGCAACCACCCCUUCCGCACUGGGGACACAGGCAAUCCAGUGGAGGACUGGGAGGCAAAGAACCACAGUGGGAAGCCCUCCAACUCCCCUGUCCCUGAACGGAGCUUCCCACCCACCCCAAAGACAUUUUGCCCAAGCCCACAGCCUCCACGAGGCCCUGGCGUGUCCACCAUCUCCAAACCUGUCAUGGUCCACCAGGAGCCCAAUUUCAUCUACAGGCCAGCUGUGAAAUCUGAAGUUCUGCCACAGGAGAUGUUGAAGAGGAUGGUGGUUUAUCAGACAGCAUUCAGACAAGAUUUUCGGAAAUAUGAGGAAGGCUUCGACCCCUACUCCAUGUUCACCCCAGAGCAGAUCAUGGGGAAGGACGUCCGGCUCCUACGCAUUAAGAAGGAGAGAUCCUUAGACCUGGCCCUGGAAGGCGGUGUGGACUCCCCCAUUGGGAAGGUGGUUGUUUCUGCUGUGUACGAGGGGGGAGCUGCUGAGCGGCACGGUGGCAUUGUGAAAGGGGACGAGAUCAUGGCAGUCAAUGGCAAGACUGUGACAGACUACACCCUGGCGGAGGCUGAGGCUGCCCUGCAGAAGGCCUGGAAUCAGGGUGGGGACUGGAUCGACCUUGUGGUUGCCGUUUGCCCCCCAAAGGAGUAUGAUGAUGAGCUUGCUUCUCUUCCCUCCUCCGCAGCAGAAAGCCCCCAGCCGGUCCGAAAGCUCCUUGAAGACCGUGCUGCCGUGCACAGACACGGGUUCCUCCUGCAGCUGGAGCCCACGGUGAAUAGGCAGGCGGGCCAGAGGGCCCUGUCUGUCCCUGCUGUGUGCAGUGGCCAUCUGCUGCCCACGCUGUCAGCAGGUUCUUUGGACUGGUGUCUGGAGAGUACAGAAGGCGCCAUCCCUGAAGUGCUGCCCAGGGUCUGCUAUUGGCCACAGUGGAAUUCCUCAGACUCAAAACCCUCCCCUCCCUCUACAGAGCCCAGUCUGUAGUACUUGCUUGGGACCCAGGUGUCCUGACUCAUCACGGCCCUGGGACCUGCUUUGGGUCCCAAGCAGCACCCAAAUGAGCAGGAUGAAGCCUUGGGCACCAUUCUCUGUGGGACACAGACAAUGCCUCAAACCAGGCAUGUGGGGCUGAAGGAACCCACAGGAAGCCUGACUGGAAUUGCCCCCAAGAGAUGUCCUCAACAGAAUGUGAAAAUUCCCCUUCCUGUGAAUGCCAGCCUGCUGGGAGCUCCUGCUCCACCCUGGCCCCCACACUUGGCCACAACCAGGGCUAUUAAGAGGUUUUGAAGGCUGGUCCAAAGAACCAGGGUUGGUGGAUUAGAGUUGCUCAUGUCCUGUUGUGCCCUGUCAUGGCCUGAGCCGUGCUCAGAACAAACUGUCUUCUCUGCCUUUUCCGUUCCUUGGCUGUGGGCUCUAUCUGUGGGAUAUACCGUGGAGCCCAGCUGUGGGAUGUGUUUCUCACCCUGUGAUAGGGAUGUGCCCGUGGACACAGCUGGCAGGUGGCUGUGAAACUGGUGUUUGGUGUGGCCUGAAGCCACAGAUGGCAGCACCUGGGGCAGACCCAAGCCUGGACUUGACUUUUCUGUUACAACUUUCCCAAAACAUUAGGGCCUCAUGCUCCCAAGACAGAUGGCCAGCUAGACCAUGGCUUCUGGGGUGGCCCGCGUGGCCCUAUGUUUUCUGUCACUUGCCUUUUGCAAGGGACUGUUGCCCCUGUUCCUCCUAGUCUCCUCCUCCCCGCAUCCCAGGUGUCCCUCCCACUUUCUCCCUGGCCUCCUGUGUGCUGUGGCUGUGGCUGGUGUGUAGCCACUUGGGGCCUGCACCCAGAGGGGUCUCCAAAGGUUGGCAGAGCCUCAUACUGCCAGGGUGGGUGCUCCCCGUUGUGGGGCCUUGGUCUGGCUGGGCUGAGUGUGCACCCACAAGGCC